Molecule: messenger RNA, 606 nt
Organism: Pieris macdunnoughi
Lineage: Eukaryota; Metazoa; Arthropoda; Insecta; Lepidoptera; Pieridae
Source: the annotation of a GenBank genome assembly
AUGACAAUAUUAUAUUUCAGUGUUCAGUCACAAAGCGCCUGCGCGAAUGGUGGCCUUGACCGGCCUGCGCCAAAAAUUGCAGGCAAGUGGGUUGAAGUUCCAACGGCAGCGGGUCAGUCCGUCACGCGGCGACCUACACAGCGUUCGCCAUCCAUUAGCUCGAUUUCGUGUUCAAGUUCACUCGCGCUCCAUCACCAAAAAUAUUUUAGUAGUGUGACGCAACUACGGCUGCGUCCCACUCGAACGUUCCGCGGAGUGCUCAGUCCGCACCGCUCUCACGCGACCUUGGCCGCGGUGCGCCCGCAAGGUUCAGGUCUUCGAACUCGCAGCGCGGUGAGGUUCGCGGGAAGGGGACUUCUGAUCCUCCAAUGGUUCAGCGCGCACGUCCGCGCGAGCUCUCUAUUGACUUUCACUCUUAAGGGGAGACUCGAAUGGCUACGACGAAAAGUACGUACGGCGCGAGCUCAGUUCGUCGAUCGAGCUCGAGUGAAACGCACGCGGCGCGUUCAGCGGCAGUUUUCUAGGACGAGCGACCUUCAUCCUUUGCGACGUGCCGGUCGCGCGCUUUGCCUGUGCACUCCUGUCCUAUAUCCAGUUGUUCAGUGA